AUGUCUUCAGCCCUCUCCAUCAACACGAUGUCCACCCCUAUUCCAACUCAGGCAGACAACCUGCCACCUUUCGACGCCAUUGAGAUCGUCACCCGCAACGACGCUUCCAGUGUCUGGGGAUUUAAGCACUGGUUGCGCGAGAUUCAGGUCAUCCUUACAAACCUCAAUCUCUUGGCUAUCAUUAGCCGUGACCUCCAGCGUCCCACUCGCGACCACCCCCACUAUCAGAAUUGGCUGCUAUGGUCCAACGCCAUUGGUCAUUGGUUGGUGUGCAAUGUGACUGAACGGAAUUCCUCUAUCAUUGUGUCUAUGCAUCGUGGCCUUCAGCUCGCCGACGAAAUGUGGUACUACAUUGAAUGCUUGCAAUGGACUGAGGAACACUCUACCAGACGCGCGGAGUUCGGCAAGCUUUGGGGCAUGAAACGAGACCAAUUCGACACCCUUACGGCUACGUCUCUGCCUGAGGCACACACGCUAUGUUCUGCGGCCAUCUCGAUGCCGUCUUCAACUGGCACACCGCCACCAAGGAGCACCUUGUUCCAGGGCCAUCUCACCGGCAUCCUUGACGCUCUCAAGGAGCGCAACUAG
Messenger RNA from Penicillium crustosum, 588 nucleotides. RefSeq lists its product as uncharacterized. Bases 1 to 588 code for a protein of 195 amino acids. Lineage: Eukaryota; Fungi; Ascomycota; Eurotiomycetes; Eurotiales; Aspergillaceae. The record is from RefSeq and is a predicted model, not a curated record. The transcript has 2 exons.